UUCUAAAAAAAGUAAAGCAAAAUAAGAAAUUAAAUUAAAAUAACUUUUAGACAUAAGCUUAAGUAUUUACCUUCAAAUAAAAUGAUCACUUUUGCUUUUAAUGUCAAGUUAAACAAAAGAAUUGCACAAUGCAAUAAGUCAAAAUAAAAAAAAAAAAAAAUCAUAUCUAACCAAUAUAAGGUAUUUAUUCAAUUAACAAAUAUCUAACAUUAUAUAUUAACAGAAAAAAAUUUUAAACUUUACCAAAUACCACAAAUUUUACAUUGUGUUGAGCAAUAUGAACGAGUUUAUGAUAUCAAACAUAGAUAGGUAUCGAUAUAUUCUACUGAGACCAGUGAAACAUAGAAAGUAAUAAAAAAAAAAAUUAAUUGUGAGAUAUACAGCUAUAAAACAUCUAGAUAUAUAAACAAUUGUGGGUUUAGAAAUAUUCACAAGAGUGCAACACAUCUUCCUUCCCUGCAAUCAUAUCAAACAAAAUACAAAUUCUUCCUAAUAAUAAUACAUUUUCUUACACAAUUUGAUACAUCAAAUCACUUCGUUAUGGUGCAUUAUGCCCUUUUUCUUUCACAUGCAUGCUUUAAAUUAUCUAAAUAAAAUCUAUUGAUGUAUUAAAAAUGACACAAUUGGUGUUUUUCAUGUCACGUACUCUUUUAUAGAUUGUUAGCUAACAAAUAUCUUGCAUGUAUUCUUGUGUCCGAAUAGUAUUCUUUCUUUAUUAUUCUUUCUUUGGUCUUUUAUAGUGUAAAUAUAUUUUGGGAUACCAUUCUCUUAAUUAGUUUUCUUUCAAGCACCGUUUUGGGAAAAAACCCAAAAAAAAGUCUAUAAAUUUGCAUGCUUAACUUACUUCACAAGCACACAAGAUAGUUGUAAUCAUGGAGCUCUCCUUCUUUAUUGUCUCGCUUUGCUUAUGUCUCCUUCUCAAACCACUCAUCAAUCUUCUUCUUCUUCUUCACUCCUCAGUCUCAUCAAAGCCCAUAAACAAUAAUAAUAAUCUCCCACCAGGACCUCCUAGAAUUUCUCUUAUAGCCAAUUUCAUUUUACACAGAAAAUCAUUUUUUGAACUUGGACCUAUCAUCUCUACUCUACGUAAAAGAUAUGGCCCUCUUAUCACCGUCAAUCUUGGCUCUCACCCCACCAUUUAUAUCGCCACCAACUCUCUUGCUCACCAAGCCCUAAUCCAAAACGGUGCAGUCUUUGCUGAUCGCCCCAGGUCCAUAAACAACCUUAUUGUUAGUAAUUCGAAGAAAAUCAUAAGUAAAUCUCCUUAUGGACCCACUUGGCGUGCCCUUCGCCGGAAUCUUACCGCCGGAGUUCUCCAUCCUAAUCAACUCAAAUCAUUUUCUAACGUCCGAAAGCGAGUUGUUUGUAAUUUGAUUAAUAAUCUAAAACAAGAUUCUGAAGGAAACAAGGCAUUGUUUGUGGAAGAGCACUUUCGUUAUGCAGUAUUUUCCUUGUUGGUUCUUUUGUGUUUUGGAGAAAACGUUGAAGAGAAUCAAAUUAAGGAAAUUGAAAUCGCCCAACAAAGACUUUUCAAGAAUUUUCACAGGUUCAUGUUGUUUAUUCUCAUACCAAAGUUGGGGAAGUUAUUGUUUAGGAAGCAGUGGAAAGAGCUUAAUGAAAUCGUCAAUGGCUAUGACGAUGUUCUUGUUCCUCUAGUAAAAUCAAGAAAGAAAAUGAAGCAAGAAACAAGAAAGGGUGAAGAAAGUGUUUUUUACGUAGAUACAUUAUUAAAUUUGCAUCUUAGUGAUGAAGAAGAAGAGAAGAUGACGCUUAAUGAAGGUGAAAUCGUUGGCCUCUGCAACGAAUUUGUGAGUGCUGGCACGGACACCUCUGCAAUUUCAUUGCAAUGGAUUAUGGCGAAUAUAGUCAAGAACCCAACCAUUCAAGAAAAUAUUUUGAAAGAAAUAAAAGAAGUUGUAACAGGAAAAGAUGACACAAAAGAAGAAAAUCCUACUAUUAAAGAAGAUGAUUUACAAAAGAUGCCAUAUCUAAAAGCAGUGGUUCUUGAAGGUUUAAGGAGGCACCCACCUGGAUAUGCUCCGGCAACACCGCAUGCGGUGACAGAAGAUGCUGAACUAGGUGGGUACAAUAUACCUAAAGGUACAGCAGUAAAUUUCUUGAUAGCAGAUAUAGGAAGAGACCCAAAUGUUUGGGAGAAUCCAAUGGAGUUUAAGCCAGAGAGGUUCUUGAAAGGUAAUUUUGAUUUGACAGGAAGUAGAGAAAUCAAAAUGAUGCCUUUUGGUGCUGGAAGGAGGAUAUGCCCUGGUUAUGGAUUGGCUAUGCUGCAUAUGGAGUAUAUUCUGGCUAACUUGAUUUGGUAUUUUGAAUGGAAAGAAGUUGAUGGAGAAGAAGUGGAUUUAACUGAGAAGUUUGAUCUCACUAUUUCAAUGAAGAAGCCAUUGAAGGUUGCUUUGUCUCCUAGAUUUUAAUUAAGUUGUGUUUGAGUUUACUGGAUCAGUUGCUUUGAAUAAUUACUUGUUUGAGUUUUAACUUGUGUUUGUGUUAAUGGUUGUGUCAAAUGGGAAAUAAAUUGAUGUCAACGACAGUUUGUUUUUAGGUUAUGUUUGAAAUUUUUGGAUUAAAAAAAAAAAAUGGUUUAUACGCUUUUGUAUCAA
This is a messenger RNA of Jatropha curcas, 2615 nucleotides long. Its product is annotated as cytochrome P450 89A2. Gene Ontology annotation, cellular component: membrane. The record is from RefSeq and is a predicted model, not a curated record. Gene Ontology annotation, molecular function: iron ion binding; oxidoreductase activity, acting on paired donors, with incorporation or reduction of molecular oxygen, NAD(P)H as one donor, and incorporation of one atom of oxygen; heme binding. NCBI's taxonomy places the organism in Eukaryota, Viridiplantae, Streptophyta, Magnoliopsida, Malpighiales, Euphorbiaceae.